UAUGUUUUUUUAUAAAAAAAUAAACAGUGUGUUUGUUGCUUUAUUUAACAAAAUUAUAUUCAAAACAUUGAGUUAUUAGUCGAAAUGGAAGAAUUAAAAGAUGAAGCCAUUCAUCACACAGCACUUAAGUUAGCAGAAGAGAUAAAAAACCUAUCAAUAUACAAAUCAUUUUACAGUGACGUUCAGAAAUUAGUAUCUUCAACAAAUGUUAAAAAAGAAGACUUCAAACAAACUUUACAACAAGCAAUGAAAGAAAAAGGAUUGGAUACAAAGUUAAGAAACACAGUGUAUCAUUGGGUGAGAACUCAGUCUAAGCAAAAUAAAUUGGACCCUUUAACUUCUUUACAAAAAGCCAGUGCUCAGUGAAAAAGGAUACACAAGUCGUUAAAUUCAAUGUGUUCUGAUUUAGAGACUUCUUUAGCAAAAAUAAGGCCCCAAAGUGAACAGGAUGAACUUUCAGACAAGUGGAACGAACUUAGCACUUACACUUUAGAUUUAUCGAAAUAUAGACCAGUUUAUGCACCAAAAGACUUUUUAGAAGUAUUACUAACACUUUCCGGAUAUGUUCCUUUUACAAGAGAAGAUGAACCUAAAUGGGAAUUUGCGCAUUUACCUCUCCAAGUGAAGACGUUGGAUGAAUUGAGAAAAGUUUAUCCUGAAUGGUCGUCCGGCGAGCCUCUGCUCGGCGUGAACCCGGCCAUGCCGAGUCAAGUGCCAGGGUUCGCGACCUUGGAAGCGGAGCGCGUAGGGCUUGGGGAGCGCGUGGCAGCCCUGGCGUACGCCCCGGUGGUACAGGAGUACCUGAAGAAGGGCAGUCCGCAGUCGCUGCGGGCGACGCUGUGGUCGCUGGUACUGGGUUCUGAUGUUAGAAAACAGCAAACAACGGCAUUCAACCAACUGAAAGCGAGCGUCCUGGAGAUAGAUCUGAUGAUUGACAAGCUUAUCUUCAAAGACGUGCAGCUCACUGCUUCCAACGACGACCAGUACUUUGUGUUCGAGGACCUCUUAUACCAGGUGAUGCUGUGUUUCUCGCGCGACUGCGGCGUGCGGACCGCGCUGGCGGACGCGGGGUGCGCGGGCGCGCCGCUGACGGUGGCCGUGCGCGGCCGCCACGCGCCGGCCGAUCGCCUCAUCGCCUUCCCGCCGAGCGGCGUCAUACCUUUUCAUGGGUUUUCUAUGUAUGCGACGCCAUUCUGUUAUCUGUAUGACGACCCAGUACAGCUGUAUUACACGUUCCGAGCGUUCUACAUUCGCUACUGGCAUCGACUACAUUGCAUUUCGACUCAUCCACAGAGUAUUGUUUCAUUGUGUCUGCUGUAUGAAAGGCUUCUGGAAGCAAAUGAGCCGCUUCUAUGGAUACAUUUUCGAAAUAUUAAUAUAAAUCCUAUAAGGGUAGUCUUCAAAUGGCUAAUGCGCGCCUUCAGUGGCCACUUGCCGCCCGACCAACUACUCUUGCUGUGGGACGCCAUACUUGGGUAUGAUUCACUCGAAAUCCUCCCACUUUUAGCGCUGGCAAUACUGAGCUUUCGAAAGGAAAACAUCUUUCAAGUGAAUACGCUGCAGAACGUGGACGCAGUACUGGCCGAUUUGUCAACGAUUUCGGUGAUUCCGCUUUUGCAGUUGGCACUCAUGAAACCCUAGCAGCCAGUGUUUCUAUAUAAAUAAUUUAGUUUUUUUAAUGUAAAAGCUGUAACAGACAGUCGUAUCGGAUUACGAAUUCAUUUCGGUCGGUCUAAUCGUAUAUGGAAGGUGGGCCGCCGUACAACCUGUUCAGUGUGCGAUCGCGGUCCGGGCGAUCGUCUGCUAUGGAUUUAAAGUUUAUUAGGAAUUGAAGUUUUUUGAGUAGUUUGAAGUAGACAUGUUAUUGUAACUUGUUCAUGUUUUGUUAUACAGUUACAUGUUGGGUUUGUGCAAUACUAAUGUUUUUUCUAGAAUCAACAAUAAACCAGACUUUACAUUUUUUGAAAGUGAAAUGUUCUUAAUAUUUCUGUACCUGAAUUUAUGCAAGUUAUCUCUACAUAGAACUAGUUUGGUACACAUUUUCACUUUCCACGGCAUAAGCGUUAUCAGUUUUGUAACUUUACAGGCUAUAAAACAAUUGAUUAAAGAAUAAAUAAGCA
Molecule: messenger RNA, 2120 nt
Organism: Leguminivora glycinivorella
Lineage: Eukaryota; Metazoa; Arthropoda; Insecta; Lepidoptera; Tortricidae
Product: TBC1 domain family member 19
Source: RefSeq, a predicted model, not a curated record